This is a messenger RNA of Drosophila hydei, 2241 nucleotides long. It is a transcript of the gene asun, whose product is annotated as protein asunder. Gene Ontology annotation, biological process: regulation of mitotic cell cycle; centrosome localization. Gene Ontology annotation, cellular component: integrator complex. The record is from RefSeq and is a predicted model, not a curated record. NCBI's taxonomy places the organism in Eukaryota, Metazoa, Arthropoda, Insecta, Diptera, Drosophilidae. The coding region runs from base 179 to 2218 and encodes 679 amino acids. The transcript has 4 exons.
GGAGUAAAUGGUUACUUUGAGCUAUGUUGGGAUAGUGUAAUCGUUUUGAUAGUCGCCGUUACUUAGUUGCGAAAUGGAAAAUAUAACACAUCACUAUUGCAAUACCUGUUGUCCACAAACAUUUUGCAGUUUAAAAUUUUUUUGAAUUAUCUUCAAAUUUUAAAUUAAGCAGAAAACCAUGUUUGAGCGUAACCAAAAAACUAUAUUUGUGUUGGACCACACACGCUAUUUCAGUAUUUCUAGUGAGCAAUAUAUAUCAAUGGACUAUUUAAAAGGUAAACCGGUGCCCGAGUCUACAGCAAGCGGCAAUAGCAUAGUUGGAACUCAGCUAAGCAAAAGCUUAUGGACAUGUGCUGUCGAGUCAUCCAUAGAGUACUGUCGCAUUGUUUGGGAUCUAUUUCCUGGUAAAAAACAUGUGCGAUUUAUUGUCUCUGAUACGGCGGCACAUAUAGUCAAUACCUGGAGUCCGAGCACUCAAAAUAUGUCGCAUGUCUCUAACGCUAUGAUGAUGGUAAGCGUCCCUUCGCGCAGUAUUCCUCAAUCAUCCGACUAUUCGGUCAUACAUGGAUUACGAGCUGCCAUCGAGGCAUUAGCCGAGCCAACUGAUGAACAGCUCCAGGCGGCUCAUUUCGGCUGCAAACAAAUUGCCAAUGAGGGUCGAGUCAUCUGCAUCACUUCGGCGCGGGAUAAUACCAGCAUGAAGAGCUUGGAAGACAUAUUCAAUACUGUACUCCUACAACAAAACGCAUUGGUUGCACCACCUGCCAAGAAGGGCUUGCAGAUAGAUCAUUGCCAUCUAGUCAUACUAAAUAUUGUUCCAUUGGGAGUGGAAUCCUUAGUGACUAAUCGAAGUCUGCUCGAAAUAUCUCCGUUUCUUAAUGUUGAAAUACACACAGUUAAUGCACCAGACAUUUCGGAUAAGCUUUUGCAUUUAAUAAUGGGUCACUACGAUUUAGCCAGCACCACAGUGACUAACAUACCUAUGAAAGAGGAACAAAAUGCCAAUUCCAGCGCAAAUUAUGACGUUGAAAUAUUGCACGAACGUGCCGCCCAUACAAAAGUUUGUGGGCCGGAUUUUAAUUUUACUACCAGUAUUAAGCCAGGUACUGCCUACGAAACAGUAACGCUUAAAUGGUGCACUCCGCGUGGCUGUGGCUCUGCCGAUCUGCAACCGUGUGUGGGCCAAUAUAAUGUUACGCCCGUAGACGUCACUUCACGUCCCAGCUCUUGUUUGAUCAACUUUCUAUUGAAUGGCCGUUCUGUACUGCUGGAGGUGCCCCGGAAGACAGGCACUAAGACAACCAGUCACAUGCUUUCUGCACGAGGCGGCGAAAUCUUUGUGCACUCCCUAUCUAUAGCACGCUCCGCAAUGGACGAGGCGCCCUCAAUCAUCGAUGGUCCCGGUGGACGGGUCUCCGACUACCGCAUACCAGAAAUGGGUCAACUGCUUAAAAUGUCGCGCUUGGUGCCACUAAAGGCCAAGCCCAAGGGCAAACUCGCUCAAGGAGAACAUCUAUGGAGGCGGCUACCGCGAUACUUUCCCAGAACUGCAAAUGUUACUAUUCUGUUCAAUUUGCAACGACAGCUUAGCUGGCUGCCACACUUUCUGCAUUUGAUAGUUAAGGAGGAUAUGGACAAACAGGACGAGGUACGCUGCCAACAGCAAAUCCAUGAGCUAUACAAAAGCGCAUCCCGCGGCGACCUGCUACCCUUUAGCAAUUCAAAUAACGCACGCCUAAAGGUAAGCAAGACCAAGGACCAGUAUAGACUAUUCUAUAGAGAACUGGAACAACUAAUUCAGCUUAAUGCACAUACGCCGCAUCACAAGAAUCUGCUGGAAAGUCUUCAAAGUCUGCGUGCGGCCUACGGAGAUGCUGCGAACAAAUCGGAGCCAAGUUCUGCCCAUUUGCGCUCGUAUACCGAAUCGCCAUUGUCACCCGAACGCCUUGAGCCGACCAAUAGUAUGAGUAGUUCUUCCAGCAGUAUAUUAAAAGCUAGCAAGCGACGCAUGUCCAGCUGUGGACAACGAUCGUUGCUUGACAUAAUUAGUUCAGCCGAACGGAGUCAAUCGAACAAACGCUUGGAUUUUUCAGGACGGCUUUGCACGCCCUUGGGCCAGACGGCAAAAUUAUAUCCUGAUUUUGGGAAUAAGGAAAAAGAUAUUCUAACUACUGGCAUUGUUUCAUCAAAUUUAAAAGACGAAUCAAUCCGUAGCUAGCUGUAUCGGUAGAAUAGACUUGG